Molecule: messenger RNA, 3483 nt
Organism: Nezara viridula (southern green stink bug)
Lineage: Eukaryota; Metazoa; Arthropoda; Insecta; Hemiptera; Pentatomidae
Source: the annotation of a GenBank genome assembly
CAAUCAGUCUUUCUGUCAUUCUAGGAUUCUCUUACAGCUGAUGAAAUAACCAGCUGGCUGCUGCCAACUGAAGAAUUUUUAAAAGGGCAGUGAGGAGGUUUAAAGGCCCACCUUGGAGAGGCGGCCUUGGCAACAGCUGGUGAGAGGACAGCUGAUGGUGCGCGCGCCCUGCUGCUCCAUGUAUUGACCCCCACCCCGAGCGAUCAGCUGGAUUGAUCCUGUACGCUCUGCUCAGCCGGCAACUGGGCACCUCAUCAGGCUUUCUUGUCGAAGAAAGUAAUGGAUUUUUAAUUGGACGAAAUGUCUCUUUUAACACCAUCCUUGUUGAACAGCAGCAUGUCUGGUGGAGGUAGUCUUUUUUCUGACGUUGGUGUGAUGCUGGUGGAAGGGCGGACACCGGAGCCUUCAAGCCCGAGAGGUCACAAAGAAGGGCCUCAUUUACUUCCUCUUACUCCUCAGGUUCAGCACCAUACAUGCACUGAAGGGGAUUUUCUUUGCGAACGUGCUGCUGGUCUGAGACGACAUUUAUCUUUAUUGUCUGAAAAUUCCGCUCCUAUGACCAUUGACGUUCUUCUUUCACCGGAUUGUCCAUGUGGUUCUUCGCGGGCAUCUUCAGUCAAUAUUUGUUGUCUCGCCUCUUCUGAGGAUCUUCUUAUUGAACAGUGGACUGUUUCUUUACUUUCUGCCAAACCUCAGAAAACCUGUGAAGUACCAGAGAAAGUAUUACUACAGGCAAUCAGAUCUCAGUUACAUUUUUCCCAGUUAUCAGCUUGGUAUAGUCUUGGAAAAGUCAAAAAUGUCACCUAUCGUCUUUCACAUCCAGUUGGAUGUCCAGAGUUCUCCCGUCCACCCCUCCACCAUGAUUUUCCUAUUGCUAAGCUGCCAUCUGGUUCUUACAUUAAGGUGAGCCUGAAAUCACUACCUCGCCUCGAUGGUAUGCCAUCAGUGGUUUGCCCACUUCACAGUUCUGUUUCACCUUUAUCAACUACAGUGACUGUUUUUAAAUCAGUCUUUGCCGAACUAGGUCACUGUCUAUUAGACCCUCCUGCUAGGAUUCCUGCUGUUAAACAAGGAUUUACUAUGUGGCGUGAUAAUAAAACUUCAUCCCCUACCAAAUCUCGACAUAAACCAGUUCGAUCACCAUCUAAAAAUAAGCAUCUUUUAGUACCAGGUUUAUUGGAUGAUCGAAUGCAAAGUGGUUGUAAGCACAUUGGUAAGCAUCAUUGUGAGGAUGACUUUGAAGAAAAAAACUCCCCUCCAUAUUCUUUUCGUAGUUCGUAUUUUCAAGAUGAAGAAAAGAGUUGUAGUAAAGAGCCUUCCGACAGCAGUUAUGAUCUCAGUAAACCACAUACCCGUGGAGUGUUAAGUGUUCUUAGGAAUCAAGUGUGUAACAGGGUGUCCAUUCCGGAAGGUUCAAAUUGUCAAACAGAAAAGAUUUUGUCAGCAAUUUUAAAAACAGGAAACUCAUCGGGAAGUAAUCCCCUGAAGAGGAAGAGGUCAGCCCUCGAGACUUCGAGCAAAAGGCUUUUGUCUGGUGAGAAGUCUUCUUUCAAGGCUUGCUCCGAUCUCGCGGAAUGUUUUACCAGGCUGAAGAUAACUGCUAAGGAGCAGCCUUCUCAAGUUAAUACUAUGGUUACUCAGUCUCCUGUUGAAGAAGGAACUUUCAUCAAACCAAGGAGUAUACGACACAUACCUUCGCCUAUCCCUCUCAGGAAGAGUAAUUGGGUUACUGACUCCAGUUCUGAAGAAACUGAAUGUGACAGCCCACGGAGCUGUGGUCCUGAAAUGUGCCUUCCUAUAUCUUCUCCUAAAUUAUCAAGUCCUCGGAGGGCUAAACAUACCUCGUUAUUAGGCAAUUUUGAAGAAAAUGUGUUAAAAGGACGACUGAAACCUGUAUCGGUGGUGGAGGGGUUUUCAGCUGAUCUUGGAGCUAGUGGCGCAUUUUGUCCUCAACACUUGAAACUACCUGUCACUGUUUCUUUUUUCUCCUUCGAACCAUAUUCAGCGCCUUAUCUUGGUCACAUUAAGCUGAGCAAGAAGGGAUAUACAGUGCCUCGGAGCGGUACGAUACAAGUGACACUAUUCAAUCCCCUCGGUACCGUGAUAAAGAUGUUCGUGGUGAGCUAUGACAUGAAAGAUAUGCCUGAUAAUAGCUUGACCAUGGUGAGGCAGAGGGCAUGGGGGCCUGGAAACAAAUUAACCUACCUCAUUCAUCUCAGAUUUUGUAGCAGCAAAUCUGGUCGAAUAUCUCUCCACUCAGAUAUUAAGAUGUUGAUCUCCCGUCAGUACGAUGUUGAUAGUUCUAUAUGCCUCGAUAUGGAUAGCUCUGCUCAGUUACGAUCUGUUACAGAGCAAUCUACUGCACCCAAGUAUUCACUCAAAACUAAUUCCAAUAAACGGUGUCUUUAGCUACCACAUGUUAUAUUUUUAGAGACAAUGUUCAGUAUGUAAGGCAGUAUGUUAAUGAAUAGGAACGAAAACAAGGUUUUAUUUUAAUAGUGCACACUGUAUGAUGUAUAUAUUUAGUUAUAAAUAUAGUGUAAAUCUGUAUAUAUUGUUGACAUUCAAACUUGAUUUAACCAAGUUUAAACUCUUUUGAAUAAACCUUGUUGAGCUCAUAUUUGUUUAUAAAAUUUUAUAUUAGAUUAUUAUAUAAGUAUAUAAAGAAUUAUAAGUUUCGCAUCGAAACUGAAGUGAUAGUGAUGAGAGCUCUUUCUUUCUUUUUUUCAUAUAUUCAUUUUAAUUAUUGAAUUUCUUUAUUGUGGCUGUGUCAAACUUUCAUCGAAUAGAGAUGAAACACUGCUAAAGAAAAGAGCGAUCACUUGUUUUAUUUUAUAUGAAUAUCUAUAAAUAUAUAUACAUAUAUAUUGUUCUAUGUAUGAUCAUAAAUUGUAAAUCUUAUUAUUUGAAUUAUGAUAGAUUGGAAAAUGAGAAUUAACAUUAAGAAUAGAGGGUAAAAUAAAGUCUUUAAAGUUUUAAAUGUAAUUUGUCUGCUAUUCAUGCUAGUUUGUUUUUGUCGAAGGUGUUAGCAAGCUUUGUCAAGUUUAAAGUAAGAGUUAUUGUACAGGUUACUUUUCAAUCUAAAUAAGAAUGUAAAAUAUUAAUUUUAUUAUGUUUAUUCAUCCUUACAAGCGAUUAAAUAUUUAUAAGUGUAUAUUCAUAAGAUUAUGGGUAGAUAUUUAAAAAGAACUCACAGAUAGCAAUUAGUGGUGUGAACAAAGUCUAAUUAAUUUUAAGCAGUUAAUCAAUCAAUCCUGUACAACUAUCUCCAAAUAUUUGUAGAAGCUAGAUGUGUCUAUUAGGAAGGAAUGCUGUAAUGUAUUCGUAUAACCCUCUUGUUGUCAUGCGUGUUGAUAAUGCUGUGUUCCAAUCUUUUUCAUGCAAUAAAUUCUCCAGUUUGUGAUGAAACAAUUUAUUUUUUUUACUUCAGAUCAUUCUUAUUUUAUUGUGGAACCAUUGAAAAUAAAAAACAUAUUACUGGAA